This is a messenger RNA of Nerophis lumbriciformis (worm pipefish), 4453 nucleotides long. It is a transcript of the gene cpne5a, whose product is annotated as copine Va. Gene Ontology annotation, biological process: cellular response to calcium ion. Lineage: Eukaryota; Metazoa; Chordata; Actinopteri; Syngnathiformes; Syngnathidae. Gene Ontology annotation, molecular function: calcium-dependent phospholipid binding. Gene Ontology annotation, cellular component: plasma membrane. The record is from RefSeq and is a predicted model, not a curated record.
UGCCAGGCGGUCUGGGAGGCUGAUGUGAGCCCGCCCUCCGGUCCAUCCUGCAGCCUCGCCGCACUCCCACUAAACUUUCCGUCUGCUUUCCACGUCCGUGGAGGUUUGACCGUACUCCUCCGCGCCAUUCGCUCUGUAGGUUACCCAGGGUGCAACGCUCGACCUCGGGGGAGCCUUGGCAGGGUCUCCCGGCAACAUGGAGGGCGACGUGAUGGACAAGGUGGAGGCCACGGCGACGGUGUGCGACUUCGACCCCAUCAGUGGGAGCAUACCGGCCACCAAGGUGGAGAUCACCGUCUCUUGCAGAAAUCUCUUGGACAGAGACACGUUCUCCAAAUCCGACCCUUUGGUGGUGUUGUACACCCAGGGUGUGGAAUGCAAACAGUGGCGAGAGUUUGGGAGAACAGAGGUGAUAGACAACACGCUAAACCCCGACUUUGUCAGGAAGUACAUCCUGGACUACUUCUUUGAGGAGAAACAGAACCUGCGCUUUGACGUGUAUGAUGUUGACUCUAAAAGUCCUGAUCUGGCCAAACAUGCAAGCGACUUUAACGACUUCCUGGGGCAGGUCUAUUGUACACUUGGAGAGAUUGUGGGCUCACCUGCGAGUCGCUUGGAGAAGCCUUUGGGUGGAAUCCCUGGGAAGAAAUGCGGAACCAUCAUUCUGUCUGCUGAGGAGCUAGGAAACUGUCGGGACUACACCACCAUGCAGUUUUGUGCCAACAAACUGGAUAAGAAGGACUUCUUUGGAAAGUCCGACCCCUUCAUGGUCUUCUACAGGAGUAACGAGGAUGGCACGUUCACCAUCUGCCACAAGACAGAAGUGGUGAAGAACACGCUAAACCCGACGUGGGAGCCCUUCUCCAUCCCUGUGCGAGCGCUCUGCAAUGGAGACUAUGACAGGACAAUCAAAGCGGAAGUGUAUGACUGGGACAGAGAUGGAAGUCAUGAUUUCAUUGGCGAAUUCACUUGCAGCUACAAAGAGCUGUGUCGGGGUCAAAACCAAAUAAACGUCUAUGAGGUGGUGAACGCCAAGAAGAAGUUAAAGAAAAAAAGAUACAUCAACUCUGGAACGGUGUCCUUGAUGUCAUUCAACGUGGAGUCAGAGCACACAUUCCUGGACUACAUCAAAGGAGGGACACAGAUUCACUUCACAGUGGCUAUUGAUUUCACAGCAUCAAAUGGAAAUCCGUCCCAGUCCACUUCCCUCCACUACAUGAACCCGUACCAGAUGAAUGCCUACGCCAUGGCCCUGAAGGCGGUGGGGGAGAUCAUCCAGGACUAUGACAGCGAUAAGAUGUUCCCUGCCUUAGGAUUUGGUGCUAAACUGCCCCCUGACGGGAGGGUCUCUCAUGAGUUCCCUCUAAAUGGCAACAUCGAGAACCCCUACUGCAAUGGCAUGGAGGGGAUUCUGGACGCUUACCAUCAAAGCCUUAAGACGGUCCAGCUGUACGGACCCACCAACUUUGCUCCUGUUGUAAAUCACGUGGCAAGGUACGCAGCAGCAGUGCAGGAUGGAUCUCAGUACUUUGUCCUGCUCAUCAUUACUGACGGUGUCAUUUCGGACAUGGCUCAGACCAAGGAGGCCAUAGUGAAUGCAGCAAAACUCCCCAUGUCAAUCAUCAUCGUUGGAGUCGGCCAAGCUGAGUUUGAUGCCAUGGUGGAGCUGGAUGGUGAUGACAUCAGGAUUUCCUCACGUGGAAAACUUGCAGAGAGAGACAUUGUACAGUUUGUCCCAUUCAGGGACUACAUGGACCGCACAGGCAACCACGUUCUGAGCAUGGCCCGCCUGGCUAAGGACGUACUGGCCGAAAUCCCGGACCAGCUCAUCUCCUACAUGAAGAGCAGAGCCAUUAAACCUAACACCGUCCCACCGGCUUACUUGCCUGACAACCAUUUCCAAACCAACUCCGUCUGAAGCCCCGCCCCUCAUGUACCGUUAGUCAAACCAACAGAGAUGAGACUCCAUUUCUAUUUUGGAGCAAAUGGAUUUGGAGCUUUGAGGGCACCUGCAGGAGGAAGAUGGAAGAGUUUUGGCGCUUGACUCCCGUUGGAGUCCGAGAGGGCGCUCAGAGGAGCCUUUAGGUGCCGUCAUUGUUUGCUGUCAAAGUGGUGAGUGAUGUCACGGAUAGCAAGAGAAUACUUAGGAAGGGCAUAAUUAAUGUGCCAGUGUGUAUCAUGUUUGUGAUACAUUUGCAAUUGAUGUGUAUUGAUUUAGAAAAUCAUAUGUAUACUAAUUUAUUUAUGUAUUGCAGUAAUUAUUUAUUCUCUUUAAACAGGGUUUUAGACGGUGGGUGGGGGGGAUUCAAAAAUCAUAUUUUAUCUGGAGUUUUCCAUCGUAUAUUUUAUCUUAUAAUAAUAUAGAAAAUACAUCCCAAUUUCUACUUUGAUAUAGACUGUAAUAUAAAAAAAAGCAUGUAAUAUAUAUUCAGCAUUUUAUGAAUUGUCUGACCAUUUUUUGAUUGCAAGUUACAAUUCCAGUACCCUGUCUUCUUCUUCUAAUUAUAAGUAUACCUAUUUGUAGUAUUUCUAUCAAAACACUGCACUAAUUACUACCCACAUCGAAAGCACAAUGGACAUUAUGUUAAUAAGCUAAACAGUAUUGUUUUGAAAUGAACCAACCGCAGAAUGAGUUCACAGCUGGAAGGCAGUGAUUAGAAAUAAUAUGUUAUUAAUGUAUUCUUAUGCUAUUUAUCAAAAACGCGUAUGUUUACAAACAACACACACCUUUGUACUUGUUAGUGUAUGGUGCACAAGAAGAAAUCUUAAAUCAAGCAAACAAAUCACAUGAUUUAGGUUUUGAGUCAUUGUGUGUAAUCGUGACUCUAUACUAACAUUGUUGCAAAACUUAAUGAAAUAUUUUACCAUUGCAUUCUUUGCUGAUCACGCCGAACACAAGUACUGUAGCUACAAGGUAGUUCUCCAUAAUAAAAAAAAACUAUAUUUUUUCAACUAAAACUACACAUUGAGUAGUAUAAGACGCCGUACACUGCUUUUACUUCAAUAUUGUACAGUAGUUCACGCUAUUAUUUUUCCAAACAUGUUAUUAAGAUGCACAUAUAGGACUGAAUAAGACAGUUGUUCAACCAACACCGCCAUUGUUUUGACUUGUUUCUCUCAGUCAUGUGAUCCAAAUGUGCCUAUAAUAUGGAAACAUAUCCAAAUUCUCUUAGCCAGGUGUUAUUCUCUCACGAUGAAGAUGCACACGUUGCUAAGGAUAAAACUGUUGAGCAAGUAAGUGGAGGUUACACACGUGCUGUGUACUUUUUUUGUACUUCCCGCUCAUCACUAGUAAUAUUAUAUAAUAUAAGGCAAGGUAACAGUAUGGCUGAGCCUUUUACAGUACUCCUAGUCAAGACCUGUUUACAGUUCAACUGGGAAAAUUUAGUUGUUUGCCUCGAGGAAGGAGUAAACAUGCAUUUGUUUUAUUAAAAAUACAUAUAUUGCUCAUCUGUAACUAUUUGUCGCGUUCUUUGAGAAUACGUAGUCAUUUUGUGCGUAGGGUUGGUUUUGUUAGCCAUUUAAUGCAAAUCAAAAAUUCUGAAAACACCUCACACACCCUACUACAUACUUGUAUUGCUUAAAUAUGACGUAAUAUAUCUCUACAAGAGGACACAAAAAUAACGCAUUUAUUCUUUUGAAAUAUGAGGCCAUGCUAUUUUUGUUACGUAGCAUAUAUAAAUACCAGAAUACCUCUAUGGAAAACCAUCCAAGCACAUUAAUAAUUACAAGCAAGAAACCUUACGGUUUAAAUAUCUGGUGUAGUUAUUUUAACAUCAAACACAAUUUCCCCAUACAAGGUCCUGAAUUCUGUUCGAUAUGAUACUUUGUUAUUUUUUCUAUGUGUGCACAUCAUGCAUGUAACCAAUACUUCUCUCAUUUAAAGUAGACUUAGUCUGUUUUAAGUACCAAGACUCUAAGAAUCUACUUGACACUUAUGCAAAUGUGAAACAUAGUCAUUUUAGAAUGAAGAUGUCAGUAAGUACAGUUAUUCCCCCCACCCCUCACCCCUUCAUUUUAUUUCUAAUUGUGUACAUAAUGUAACCCCACUGUACGGAAUGUUCAGUGCCAAAAAAGUGCUCGUUCGAACUUGACAUCUUUAGACCUUGUGCAUGUGUGUGCCAAAAAUGGCAGCAAAUUGGGUAGUCUGCCAUCAUUUGACCCUAUUAGCGCAUCGGCCAUAUGCUUGACUUGUUCCUUGGGAUGCUUCUUUGGCGAUAACGAGCAUCUCAAGCAUGUUGCAUCUCUGCUCUGGUCCCAAAUCUGUUCCUCAGAGACACAUACUGUACUGGUUUUUGCCACUGCUCCUCUUCUAUCCCAGGUUGUUUACAUACCUCUCUCGGUCUCUGACUUGCAUGCUGAAUUAUUUCCAGACCAAGUGUUGGACAUGAUUGUCGUCAUGCUGUGGUUUGUGAAAUGCUUUGUAAUGGAUUGCCUUAAAUUAAAGAUUAAU